Messenger RNA from Osmerus eperlanus (European smelt), 3737 nucleotides. RefSeq names its product testican-2-like. Gene Ontology annotation, biological process: anatomical structure development. The transcript is spliced from 10 exons. NCBI's taxonomy places the organism in Eukaryota, Metazoa, Chordata, Actinopteri, Osmeriformes, Osmeridae. The record is from RefSeq and is a predicted model, not a curated record. The coding region runs from base 94 to 1335 and encodes 413 amino acids. Gene Ontology annotation, molecular function: calcium ion binding; extracellular matrix binding; collagen binding.
ACAACCGUGGUGUGGAGCAUAUUCGAGUCGGUCAACAUUGCAUCGCGAAACCUUGGAUAGAGGACAUACGAUAUACUGAACUGCAACACAAAUAUGGUCGGCAUGAAAGAUCUUGGUUUCUUGCUGGUGCCCUUUCUUGUGUUGAUCGGGUUUUCGAUGCAGGUAGAUGUGAUAAGUGAGAAAGAGGGAGAAAAGGCAGGAAAUUUCAUGGAAGAUGAGCAAUGGCUGUCUACCAUCUCUCAAUAUAGUCGUAAGAUCAAACACUGGAAUCGCUUCAGAGACGAUGAUUACAUCAGGAAUUUGGAGGAGAACCCAGGCUCAGAUGAAACCGUGGACACCACCAAGGACCCCUGUCAGAAGGUGAAAUGCAGCCGCCACAAGGUCUGCGUCGCCCAGGGUUACCAGAGGGCCAUGUGUGUCAAUCGCAAGAAACUGGAGCAGAGGAUCAGACAACCAGGAUUGAAAACCAGUGAGACAAGCUGCAAGCCAUGCUCCGGGGCCGCCUCCUCACCUGUGUGCGGCUCUGACGGACACAACUACGCCUCGGAGUGUAAGCUGGAGCAGCAAGCCUGUCUCACAGGCAAGGAGCUGAGUGUGAAGUGCGCUGGCCUUUGCCCCUGUGCGAUUCCCAUCACGGAGACAAACGACAAACACGAGAGCUGCACUGGGCAGGACCUGGCGGACUUGGGUGACCGCCUGCGAGACUGGUUCCAGCUUCUCCAUGGCAACGCCAAGAAGAACAACUCAGGCAAACCCGGAGCUGGCACACCAUCAGUGCUGGACAAAAGUCUGGUGGCCAGCUGUAAGGACUCUAUAGGCUGGAUGUUCUCCAAGCUGGACACCAACAAUGACCUGUACCUGGACCAGGCUGAGCUUGCUGCCAUCAACCUGGACAAGUAUGAGGUGUGCAUCCGGCCCUUCUUCAACUCCUGCGACACUUACAAGGACGGAAAGGUGUCCACCGCUGAGUGGUGUCUCUGUUUCUGGAGGGAAAAGCCACCUUGCUUGGCAGAACUGGAGAGGAUCCAAGUACAAGAGGUGGCCAAAAAGAAGCCUGGGAUGUACAUCCCAAGCUGUGAUGAAGAUGGCUACUACAGGAAGGUGCAGUGUGAGCAAAGCCGAGGAGAGUGCUGGUGUGUCGACCAGCAUGGUGUAGAAAUGAUGGGCUCGCGAAUCCAUGGCAACCCUGAUUGUGAUGAGGUGGUGGGAUACUCUGGAGAUUUUGGUAGUGGAGUGGGAUGGGAGGAUGAAGAGGAGAAAGAGGCAGAGGAGAACGGAGAAGAGGCAGAAGAGGAGGAAGAAGGAGAGACAGACGAUGGAGGCUACAUUUGGUAAAACUCAAACCCGAUGGAGAGUCCAGCUAAGUCCACCUGGCUUCAAUUUACAUUGAGGACUCUCUACUUGAAAACAAAAGAUUCUGGGAGUGGUCUGGGGCAUGGCAUUCUGUAUUGAAUCUCUUGGGUUAUGGGUGCAGUGGUGAGAUGACCAGUUUUUGUCUUAGAUGUGUAUUGCUUCAUUCUAUUUUGGUUUUGUGAGCAAGCGAGCUUUAUAUUUUGCUGUCCUGAAACCCAGGACUGCCACUGGCAACUGUGCCCUAGGUAUACACCAUCAGAGAUUCUAUAAGUCCUUCUACUGUCAUCUAAGCAUCUGUAUAGAUUCUUCAUUGUGAACAACUGCUUGAAUUUUAGAUUGCCACCAUUCUGCUCAAAUGACAAGCUAAAUGAAUUUUAACUGUUCAUUGUUUGGAAAGGAGUGAAAAUCUAGUUUUACUGUAAAUGUCCUGUGGAAAUGAUCUUAUGGCCUAUGAGACAAGAUGUUAGCAAAACACCUUUUUUCUAAUGUGUACACAAUAUUGUGCAAAAUUGUAAUCUCUCUACAUGUUUAUUUCCUACAGCCACAGAUAUUUUGAAGGAUUUCAAUUUCAAUUAUGGACAUAAUGUGUCCAAGCCUGUGAGUCAGAUAACUAUAACGUAGCUACAAAUGGUGAGAUAACAGAGGUUGCUUCAUAAAGAUUUGCAAAAACAUUUCUUCUAAAAGUUUAUGUAUUUGUUCAGCUCAUGAAAGUCACCAACUUUUUCCAUGCUUUUUGAUUAUUUAAAUCAACAGUGUCUAAAGUCUCUUACAUUUUUAUGAAACUUUGGUUAACUAUUACAUUAAUUUACCUAAACCUUGUAGAAUGUACUUCAUCAUUCAACAUUACAAAGAACACCACCGGUCCCUCUGCCAUACCUACUGACUUUGGAAUUACUCAAAGAAUGUGCCACUCAAUGUUUAAAUCGUCAGUAUGCUACUUGAAAAUGUAUUUUUUGUGUUCAUAACAAAAAAAAGUGUAUGUUACUUGAAGUUCUGUGUGUAUACUUGAAAUACCACUGUUAUGCUUUUUUUCUAAGAGUGUGUUACUAUUUGUUCUUUAAUGUUCAUGAUAGGGCAGAUAUUUGGUUGUUUUUAGUAUUGCAUGUUAGUGACAGGAAUGUACUUCUCCUAGGCUGAGCACUUUACUAUUAAAGGCAGCGGGGCCAAAAAGGUCUUGUGUUUCUAUGUCACUUUACAAGGUUCAGGUUGUUGUUUAAAAAAUUUGAUCAAAUUCAACCAGCCACCCCAGCUUAGUAGGCUACCAAGCGGUUGUAAGUCCAUCACUUACAGUAGUUUCCCCUUUGAGUUAAUGAUAACUCAAUUUAGUUUUUAGUCAAAAUGCUGUUACGUGACAUCAUCUGCAGGGCUGGGCACAUUGUACUCAUGGUUCUGAACAGUUAAACUACCCACCUGCUUUAUCAAGAUUGUUAUUCAGCCAUUACACAGUGUGGGAUAGCAUAUUAUAGCAAUAGAGCUACACCAACACAAACAUGUAGCCUAUGUUGCUGUUACUGUCUUUCGAUUGGUUAGAAUCUCUAGAACAUGAUGCUGUAAACAUUUAUUUUUGAAUUUUAGACUCGAUCUUAGACAUUUAAGUGGUACUCGGAUGCCCCCUAAUGUUCAAAUAUGGAAUUAAACCCAUGGCAAAGGCAACACACAGCACUUAUAAGUAGUUUUUUCUGCAAUUGGUCUCAUCUUUCAGAGCAUGGGAAAGACUUCAGUAAGAUCCAUCUUCCAAGAGGACGAAUUUGGAUGCAACACUACUUGCCUCAACUCCUUCAUAUUGGAUUUCCUCCUUUUUAAACAUGCGUCAGGCCGCUAGGCGAUGUCUCUCGUGACAAGUACAAGACGCCACUCUCGGAUCUAAAUAAUGUAAGGUCUCAAAGUGCCAUUUGCCGUCUCCGACAGCAACAUGGUACUCUGCUUGGAAAAACUUAAAGGGGAGAGAGUUAAACAUGCAUGUUUUUUUUUUUGUUACAGCUCAAGCUCUAUGUAGAGCAGACGUUAGAUUGUUCAAAAUAUGUAUUUUAUUGAAUCACAUGAUCAAUAAUCAUAAGUACCUCCAGGAAUGUACGCAGCUUGUUCAAUGACAUGAACUGUACAAAGGAUACAUCUCUAUUUUACAUCAUUUACAAUUGACUCAAACAUAGGUGGAGCACAAAAGUUGAACACUGGUAUAAAAGCUAUAUUCCUGGAGGUUUAAUGAUGCAGUUGUACUCUCAUAUCAAUGCAGAUAGUCAAAAGGUACUUGCAGGAUUUCAAGCUCUGAUUUGUUUGAUUCAUCAGAAACAUAAUUUAACAUUAUUUCUAUAAUAACUUACACAGCAUACAGGAAUUUUGUCUGUAGGUGACUGCGACCAUCCUCACAGUAACUUGAAAUAUAU